Messenger RNA from Meloidogyne enterolobii, 448 nucleotides. Lineage: Eukaryota; Metazoa; Nematoda; Chromadorea; Rhabditida; Meloidogynidae. The record is from the annotation of a GenBank genome assembly.
UGAUAAGUUGAUUGAUAAGUUUGGUAAGUCGUAGUCCGUCGUAAUCUUUUCUGUCUGAGUUCACUGUACUUUACCGAGUAAAACCGGACCGGAUAAAUCAAGCAUAAUCGACCGGAUCCGGUCCGGCAUGAUCGUACGGAUCCGGAAAACAUAACGCGAUCCUGAUAUGGAAAAAUUAGAGUGGUAUGCAUUAGUUUUUAGUUAAGACCUAAAGUUUGACCUUACCGUAUACGGUAUGGAAUACCGAAAAAUAACGAUCAGCUUUAAAUUUUAUCGGUCGGCAUUCCGUACCGUACAACCGACACGGAAUACCGAAAAAUACCGUCGGUAUUACGGUAACGCCCGGAUUCAAGGUUUUGGCGCAUCUUUAAAAAAAUUCGACAUUUUGACCUAUUUUGGCCGUGUCGACAUUUUAUCAAUUCGAUAUUUUAACGAUUCCAUAUUUUAA